GUCUCACUUCCAUUUUCACACACAGUGAAAACCCGGCAUGUGUUUUUUUUUUUCGUUUUGUUGCGAAUCUUCUAAUCCACUGACUCGCUGAUGAGAAACCAAACUCGCAAAAAUUCCCAGAGGUAACUUUUUCAAUCUAGACAAGCUGGGUCUUUCACACAUCUUUACAUAUUUCUAAUUAUAUAGUAAGAGAUUCUAUGCGUAUAUUUUGGUUUUCAGGCAACCCAUAAACCUACAGUCAAAUGUUCAAUUCUUGAGAAUUCCAUUGUUGAGAAAAAUCCUAAUUUGUGGGUUCAAUUUGGUUUUGUUGUAUGUUCAAAGCUUCAUAUACAUUUUGCAAGAGAAGAAGUAGAGAUAUUGAGAGUUGAGAUUGGUUAUGUUAUAUGGUGCAACAAGUAUGUGUAUAUAUAAGGUGCUAUGUUUAGGCUUAGGGUUUUGAAACUCCUUUUCUUGAUGUUGGGGGUCAAACGGUUGUAACCAUGGCUUCUCUGGCUUCCCUGGUGAGUUUGGGAAGUGCGGGUACGAGUUCAUCUGGGAAUUUCGAAAGAUCAUUUUCAAUCGUUCAGAGAGUUUAUUUUUCUAGAAAUGUUCAUAGUUUUCACGGAAUUUUGGUUAAAAAGAGAUGGGGGUAUGUGGGGGUCUGUAGAUAUUCGGUAACAACCAAUUAUAUAGCUGAUCAAGGGACUUGUGCAUUGCUUGAUUCAACAUUUAGGGGCAGGAAAGGUGAUAAUUCUAAUAUUGUUCUCAAGGCGGCUCCGAAGGCAGUAUUGAAAUCCGGGUCUAAAGCCAAAUCCCCUUUAAACAUUAACUCAGUGCCUUGGGACCCUUCAAAAUUUAGUGGGGAUUCUGAUGAUGAUGAAGAGAGAAAUAAGGUGAUUGAGUCAUUGGGAGAGGGAUUAGAAAAGACAGAGAAAUUAGAAACUAGUAAAAGAGUGAGUGUAUCAGUUAGUAAACCAUUGACAAAUACAAGUACUGACCGAAGAAAUGGAAAACAAGUUAACUCAAUAGAUGGUCGGAAGUCCAAGAAUGCGAAGAGUGUGUGGAGGAGAGGGAAUCCGGUGGUUAGCAUAAAAAAAGAUGUUAAGGAGUCUCCUAAAAUUGAGAAGGUUCAGAAACGGGAAUCAAGGGUAGAGGGAGUGGGUAAGGUUCAGUCUCAGGUUGUUUCUCCUCUAAGACCACCUCAACCACCGGAAAAGGUUCAACCAAAAUUACAAGCAAAACACUUUGUAGCUCCACCACCUGUGGUCAAGAAACCUACUACUAUCUUGAAAGAUGUUGGGGUGUCUCCGAAGACAACAACAACUGAUGGAGCUGAUUCUGCUGAAAAAACGAAAGUUCACAAACCAAUAUUGGUUGACAAAUUUGCAUCAAAGAAGCCUGUUAUUGAUCAUUUGAUUGCUGAAGCAGUAUUAGCACCUUCGAAACCUGGAAAAGGUAUUGUCCCUGGAAAGUUUAAAGAUGAGUUUCGGAAGAAAAGUGGUCCAUCUGGUGGGCCACGGAGGCAUAUGGCUGAUAAUGUUGAGAUUCAUGAUGAGGAGGCCUCAGAACUCGAUGUUUCGAUUCGGGGUGCUACCACAGCACGAAAGGGAAGGAAAUGGAGUAAGGCAAGUCGGAAGGCAGCUAGACUCCAGGCUGCUAAAAUUGCUGCUCCUAUUAAAGUAGAAAUUUUGGAGGUUGGUGAAAAAGGUAUGUUGACUGAGGAGUUAGCCUACAAUUUGGCUAUCAGUGAAGGUGAAAUUCUUGGGUAUCUAUACUCCAAGAAGGGGAUAAAACCUGAUGGGGUGCAAACGCUUGACAAAGACAUGGUGAAGAUGAUUUGUAAAGAGUAUGAGGUGGAAGUCAUAGAUGCUGCCCCCACUAGAGUGGAGGAAAUGGCGAGAAAGAAGGAAAUUAUCGAUGAAGAUGACCUGAAAGGUCUGGAAGACAGGCCUCCCGUCCUUACUAUAAUGGGUCAUGUGGACCAUGGGAAGACAACGCUACUGGAUUAUAUACGGAAGAGCAAGGUAGCUGCCUCUGAAGCUGGUGGGAUUACCCAAGGAAUUGGGGCAUAUAGAGUGCUGGUACCUAUUGAUGGCAAGUUGGAACCAUGUGUUUUUCUUGAUACUCCUGGACAUGAGGUAACUUCUUUCUCUUUUAUUUGGCAGCCUUAUGCUGAUGUCCUCCAGAUGCUCCCAGACUACUGCCGCCUAGGUGAGGAUAUAUGGAUGGCGAGAUUUGGUCGGGUCCAGGCCGUGCCGGAUCGGUGUGACACCGAGUGGCGGUUGCAUGCGACGGAUAGACGUGGCCGAGCCAGCACUGACUGGAGUCAGCAUCAUAUGCGAUACAUACAGUUGUGGGAUGCCCGUCGCGACACUAUUGUACAGGCUGACUGGAGCGAUGGGGUCCUCCCCUCUCCCGACCCUUACAUGUUGUGGUAUCGGCGACAUACACACCUACUUGUCGGUAAUCCGAGCCACCUGUCCGAGGCCGGAUAUCAGGGAGUUGGGCCUUCUCUCGAGGCAUUGGUGGUUCGAGUUGGGAGGUCAUAUCACUUGGCUGAGGAUGCUAUUUUCAGACGUGAUGGACAGCUUGGUCUGCAGGCCCUUGUAGAGAUCAGAGAGUUAUUGUACGAGGGGAUCCAGCAUGCCCAUCGGGUAGAUCGUCUGCAUUUUGGGGACUACGGUGUACACACUGCAGCAGCUGCUCCAGACACAUCAGUCCCGUCCACGUCAGUGCCUUCCAGUUCAGCGCCAGCCACAGCAGGUCCUUCGACUUCAGUCACCCCACCACAUGAUACCCCAUACAUUUCUCCAUAUUCCCCACACGUACAUCUUACCCAGCAUGCUGACCCUGACCCUGAUUGGUCACCGCCCCGCUUCAUGCAUGAUGUUAUUACUCCACCCACCCAGUUACAGCCUUAUUGUCUUGUACAGCCUGACUGGUGGAUUGUACAGGUAGCUGCCUCUGAAGCUGGUGGGAUUACCCAAGGAAUUGGGGCAUAUAGAGUGCUGGUACCUAUUGAUGGCAAGUUGGAACCAUGUGUUUUUCUUGAUACUCCUGGACAUGAGGCAUUUGGGGCAAUGAGAGCUCGUGGAGCGAGGGUGACAGACAUUGCUAUCAUUGUAGUGGCUGCUGAUGAUGGUAUCCGUCCUCAAACAAAUGAGGCCGUAGCUCAUGCCAAAGCUGCUGGUGUACCUAUUGUGAUUGCCAUAAAUAAGAUAGAUAAGGAUGGAGCUAAUCCAGAACGAGUUAUGCAAGAGCUUGCUUCAAUUGGUUUAAUGCCAGAGGAUUGGGGUGGUGAUGUCCCAGUGGUUCAGAUCAGUGCUCUUAAAGGGGAGAACGUAGAUGAGUUGUUGGAAACCGUCAUGCUGGUUGCAGAGUUGCAAGAGUUGAAGGCUAAUCCUCAUAGAAGUGCAAAGGGCACAGUAAUUGAGGCUGGUCUUCAUAAAUCUAAGGGACCAUUAGCUACAUUCAUUGUGCAGAAUGGCACCCUUAAAAGAGGGGAUAUAAUUGUUUGUGGUGAUGCCUUUGGAAAGGUUAGGGCUUUAUUUGAUGACAAGGGGAAUCGUGUUGAUGAAGCUGGACCUUCUUUACCUGUAGAGGUCAUUGGAUUUAAUAAUGUUCCAAUUGCUGGCGAUGACUUUGAGGUUGUUGGCUCCCUUGAUGUUGCACGUGAAAAGGCAAAGGCACGUGCAGAGUCAUUGCGAAAUGAACGUAUUUCAGCCAAGGCUGGGGAGGGGAAGGUUACACUUUCUUCCUUAGCUUCUGCAGUUGCAGUUUCAUCGAGAGUACAGUCUGGAUUAGACUUGCACCAGCUGAAUAUCAUUUUGAAGGUUGAUGUUCAGGGAACUAUAGAAGCUGUAAGACAAGCCCUGCAGAUGCUCCCACAAGAAAAUGUCACUUUGAAAUUCCUCUUGCAAGUGACCGGGGAUAUAAGCUCCAGCGACAUUGAUCUUGCAUUUGCCAGUAAAGCCAUUAUUCUGGGAUUUAAUGUCAAAACACCUGGUUCUGUUAAGAGCUAUGCGGACAACAAAGGUGUUGAGAUUCGGCUGUAUAGAGUUAUCUAUGACCUUAUUGAUGAUGUGAGGAAGGCUAUGGAGGGACUUUUGGUGCCUGUUGAGGUUAGUUUUGUUCACGUAAAUGCUGGACUGGAGUGCGGAAUUGGGAUGGACGACUUCGGUGAUUGGGAGGAAGGGGAUAUUCUUGAGGCUUUCAACGUGGUGCAAAAGAAGCGGACGCUUGAAGAGGCAUCAGCCACAAUGGCAGCUGCACUUGAAGGAGCGGGAAUUAAACUAUAACUAUAUGGCUCCGGCUGAUGCUUAUUUUUUGUGUGUGGAUCAGAUGGCUGUUGGUCAUUUGUCCACGUGUUUUUGUCUCAUGCAGAGGUGAGGUACGAUCCGUUCCCGGUAUUUUGACAUAACUCAGUAAAUGUGAUAUGGAUGAGAACCCUUUGAUUUCAAUCUGUCCCUAAAUACUUGACGCGGAGGGUAUAAGCUGACAAGAGUCUUGGUACAUUUUUGUAUGCUAUUUCGCUGUAAAUAGUAAAUUAUAUCAGAUUUCAUCGCUGUAAAUAGUAAAUUAUAUUUUUUUGUAAUAGGAACUCGGGCCAUUCAUUUAAAUGAUAUGAAGAUUCAAGUA
Camellia sinensis is the source of this 4617-nucleotide messenger RNA. NCBI's taxonomy places the organism in Eukaryota, Viridiplantae, Streptophyta, Magnoliopsida, Ericales, Theaceae. The record is from RefSeq and is a predicted model, not a curated record.